GGGAGGCACUCGGACGCCAAGUCAACCAGGAAACCGAAGGUUGUUGGUGCAGGUCCCCGCUCGUAGUUCGCAGCCGGGCGGCGUUAUUUGGGAGUUUAAUCGCCGGUAUUAUUAGUUAUUCUCUAAAGCGAGGCGCCAUGGCUUCCCUGUUCAAGAAGAAGACGGUGGACGACAUUAUUAGGGAGCAGUCUAAAGAGCUGCGUGGCACUCAGAGACAGAUCACCAGGGACCGAGCAGCACUGGAGAAACAAGAGAAGCAAAUGGAAGCAGAGAUUAAGAAGAUGGCUAAGAGUGGUAACCGGGAGGCCUGUAAGAUCUUGGCCAAGCAGUUGGUCCAACUAAGGAAGCAGAAAAACCGGACAUAUGCCGUCAGCUCCAAGGUUACCUCUAUGUCCACUCAGACCAAAGUCAUGAACUCUCAAAUGAAGAUGGCUGGUGCCAUGUCCACCACUGCCAAGACAAUGCAAGCGGUGAAUAAGAAGAUGGAUCCCCAGAAGACCCUGAAGACCAUGCAAGACUUCCAGAAGGAGAACAUGAAGAUGGGCAUGACUGAGGAGAUGAUUAACGACACGCUGGAUGAUAUCUUCGACGAGUCUGGGGAUGAAGAAGAGUCUCAGGACAUUGUCAACCAGGUGCUGGAUGAGAUCGGCAUUGAAAUCUCCGGAAAGAUGGUAAGAGCGCCAGCAGCAGGAAAGGGUGUCCCCAGCGCCGCCUCUCCCAAACAGGCCACCAUCUCAGAUGACGAGAUUGAGAGACAGCUCCGAGCCCUGGGAGUGGACUAAUACAGACACACACCACACACACAUACACACACACACACACACACACACACAGCAGCAGAUUGCCUUAGACAUGGGAAAGGAACAGCUGAUCUGUUCCAUGGAAGUGAUGGAUCAGUAUCAUCAGCCUGGACCAGAAUACUAAAAAAAAAAAAAAAAUCCUGCUUCCCCGACACGCCAUUAUUUCUGUCUUCUGAAGGGCUAGAGUUGUGACUUAACAACCUUUCUGAAAUGUUUGGUAAGAAACGUGUUACUCAUAUAAUGUCGCUGUCUUCACGUGGGACUGAUGACACGUUGUUCAGAAACUUGUCGGGGGUAGAAUGGUAAUUGUUUAGCUGUGAGCCUAAUGACAUUUGCCAAGACAGCCCAGAUUAACUUUGAACCCAAAUAUUGCCCAAACCUUUGACACAUUCUACUUACCCGGUGUCUUGGUUGGCAGACCAGAUGUGAAAUUGUGUAAAAUAUUUCCGAUUCUCUCCUUUAGUUUAUAUUAUUAUUGGUUUUCCAUUGGUGUCUAUCGGUGCGGAGCCUUUAUCUCAUGCUUUUAACCAAGAAUGUAGAAUGAUUAUUCUUGUAUCUGAUUAUUCUUAUGUCCUUAGGUACGUUACUAUAGCCCUCGGGGAUAAAGACUCUGACAAGCAUAUGUAGUGUCAUAUCUGACUGCUUUGGUAAGGCCUUGACUCAUACUUCCAACGUUAUGCAUGAGUAUCCAUGGUUAUGAAGGCAAGAGGAAAGCGGGUAGCGUUUGAUCGGAACCCGUGUUGCUUUUUUUUUUAAUGUUAUACAGUCUGUGCAUGUGUGAACCUAACUGAGCACUACUAACUCCUGAAUACACUGACUGGACGGCUGUAAUUCUGGGUUUUGGUUUGGUGGGCGACAUCCGCGGGACAUGGGGAUGGACAGCCAUUGCAGGAUGGCGUCGGUCACCCUUCAGAAGCUGCGGUUACAGUCAUUUGGUAUUUAAGGCUGCCUUGCGUGCAAGCAAACACGCGUCACGGUGAUGGUGAUAUAUUAACACUGUGAUAUCGGGGAUGCUGCCUCUCAUCACAGAGUCGUGCCGGAGCUAACACUCCUGCACCGUCAUUCCUCAGAAAUCCUUCUGUCGGGCUAUUAGGGAUGAAGGAAGUACACGGUCAUACUAUCUUCCUCUCAGAUUUUGUCUGUUUAUUGUCCAAAUAGGAAAGUUGUGAGGGACUUCAAUGGCUCUGACAUGUACAACGCAUUACGAUUCAUCUUGUACAUUAUAAAUCAUCCAUCUGAUAUGAUGAAACCACCUCUAGUGUGAUUGCGACUGGAAACUAUUUUAUGCAAUUUUGGACAAAAUUUGACUUCGGGUCAUAUUUUUCGUGCAAUUUCUGCUUAGGAAAUAAAGUUUGUCCCAUACUUUUUAAAAGUUGUAUUUAAACUGCUGUAUGUAUCUCACGUUGUUGUACAGUGACUCUGUAAAGGGUCGUUGGCUUUUAUAAAGAAUAAAGUUGCUUCAG
Messenger RNA from Lampris incognitus (smalleye Pacific opah), 2263 nucleotides. RefSeq names its product charged multivesicular body protein 2Ba (gene chmp2ba). The record is from RefSeq and is a predicted model, not a curated record. Gene Ontology annotation, cellular component: multivesicular body; ESCRT III complex. The transcript is spliced from 6 exons. Gene Ontology annotation, biological process: protein transport; endosome transport via multivesicular body sorting pathway; late endosome to vacuole transport. Bases 138 to 782 code for a protein of 214 amino acids. Lineage: Eukaryota; Metazoa; Chordata; Actinopteri; Lampriformes; Lampridae.